Molecule: messenger RNA, 1553 nt
Organism: Diabrotica virgifera virgifera (western corn rootworm)
Lineage: Eukaryota; Metazoa; Arthropoda; Insecta; Coleoptera; Chrysomelidae
Product: outer dynein arm-docking complex subunit 4
Exons: 4
Coding region: 121-1215 (364 amino acids)
Molecular function (GO): protein binding
Source: RefSeq, a predicted model, not a curated record
GUGUGUGAAAAAUACUCCCGUUCAUAAUUGUACAUGUAAUAUUGUAAUAAAUCUACGUGUUACGUGACUGUCUGUUACCUGGUAAAUUACUCAACAAUUGGGUAAGUAUACCACAGCAACAUGAGUGAAUCUAGAACCUAUGCUGAAAAAAGGCUAAGCAUAACACGUGAGGCUGAAUUAUUACAAAGUUUUGUACGAAUUAACGUUACUGAUCAAGAUAUUUCCGAGAAUGAGGCAGAAGAAGAGGAAGAGGCUAAAAAGGUUGAAGAGACAGAGAUGAAAAGCAAACAGACGAUUCCAGUAGAAACCACCAAACGACUAUCGAAACAAUUCCUAGAAGAAUCAAAGAAACGAGGCAGAAGAAAGAGACGAAAAACUGGUAUCAGGUAUGAAGAAAUAUACUGCGACAAAGAUAGGGCCGCAGCUGUAAAUAUGGGAUCAAAGGAUAUAAAACAGUCGUUAAAAUUGAAGAGGAAACAGGAUAGGUCUAAAGCUUUGCAAAUACCGGAAGAAGCUGAACCCAGUACCUUUUUGGCGUUGGGAAAUUAUGAAAUGUGUAGAGGAGAUAUCAGGAUUGCUGUUAAUUUUAUUUCUAAGGCACUAGAACUUAACCCCAGCGAGAAGAACGCCCUUGUAGCGAGAAGCAAGUGUUACAUUCUUUUAGGUCAACCGAAAAAUGCCUUGGAAGAUGCUGAAUUGGCAUUAAAAAUCGACAAAAACUUUAUGAAAGCCAUCUACCAGAAAGCUGAAGCUUUUUACUACCUUGGCGAUUUUGAGCUAAGUUUGAUGUUCUACCACAGAGGACUGCAUGUUAGACCCGAUCAUGAAGGAUUUAAACUUGGAGUGCAAAAGGCACAAAAUGCUAUAGAAAAUGCCAUUGGAAGUUUUAAUACGUUUAAGAGUGUUGGAAAGUCUAUCAAAAGUACACCUACUAUACAUCCGGAAGAAAGCAGGAAUGAAAGUCCUGAAUCAAAGGCAAGUGCUAAGAGUACAGCUGUAGCUACCCAUUCAUCGAAAACCUCCAAAAAGAGUAGACUUCUUCGAGAACUGGAAGUAGAUAAAGCUUAUCUGGAUAACUUGAUGAAUAAUCCAGACAUUAAAUGCAAGUUUAAGGAAAACAAUGACUCUAUUGAAAAGUGUAUUAAGGAAACCGUGGAUUACUUAAAGGAAAGGCAGGAGUUUUGGCGGCAACAGUUGCCACCUAAAUAUAAGUAGAUUUUACUUUAGAUUGGAUAAUCGUAUAAGCCUAUACCUAUUUAGUUUUAAUAGUGUUCGAUUUUUAGAUAUUUUUGCAUCAGAACUAAUAAUAAUUAUUUAUGAAACAGUUCGUGAAGUAUGCUUUUUGCGAACCACGCAAUAUUUAGAGCACGAGCGACAACAAGUGCUAUACAUCGCGUAAGUUCGCAAAAAGUACUUCACGCACAGUCAUACAAUAUUUUAUCUACGAUAAACAAAUAAAAAAAACUGUAACUCUUCGUCACUGGAAUUCAUUUCUAUUCUACAAUUUUUAGAACUUUGACAUUUAAAAAUCCUAACUACUUUCAAACCACAAA